AAUGAAGGAGGAAUUCUUCACAAAUCUACCAUCACACAUCACCAUCGACAUCCUCUCCCGACUCCCCGUCCCAACCAUUUUGCGAUGCAAAUCCGUUUGCAAGCCAUGGCUCGAUCUUCUCAACGCUCAAGAAUUCAUCAACCAUCAUCUUUCCAACUCCACCCCCGUCCUAGCCGUCUUCCACGAAGACCUCUCAUCACAACAACUCUACAUAUUCAAAGACGAGCAUAAUCUCGAGCACCAUGAGCUUCACUACAAUCUCCUCAUCCCCAACUUAAAACUCCCCCUUGAAGAAUUUACAUCAACGCCAGCCAACGGCCUCCUUCUCUGGCGCAACACCAACAUCAGGCCGAAUGCCCUUUCCAUAUGCAAUCCAAUCACCCGUGAAUAUAUUGAAAUCCAUUCACCUCAAGACUUUGACUACACGUACCCUCAAGUAGUCACAUUUGGAUUCGGAGCCAGCAGAGUAACCAACGAACAUAAGUUAGUUAGGGUUUUCCAUGAUUGCAUACGUGAUCAAGGCACGUAUAGAGUAUUACGGAUUCCCAAAUCCGAGUGCCACGUGUACACCCUUGGAGCCGGUUCAUGGAGGAGGGUCGUCGCCCCUCCCACUCCCUUCGUGUAUAACUGUCGUUCCAUUGGGGCGUUUCUGAAUGGAAAUCUUCACUGGCUUGUGCUUGAUUUAGAUAACAAGCCCAUGAUAUCUUGCUUUGAUCUUGAAACAGAGAUGUUUCGCGUAUUCUCAGCUCCUCCUCCGCAUCAAGGAGGAGGGCUUCUGAUAGACGUGUUUGCUUUGGGGGAAAGCCUUUGCGUGUGUGAUAACUCAUCCGAAGAUGAGAUUGUUAUCUGGUUGAUGAAGGAAUAUGGAGACGAGAAAUCGUGGAGAAAAUAAUAUGUGAUUAGAAAAAGUGAGGACUAUAGGGGUGAGUGUUAUGAAGUAGUUCGGCCACUCAAAGUGUUCAAAGAUGGAGACAUGUUGAUGGCGUGGGGUGACUUCUCCCUCUUUUACUAUUCUAGUAAGACAAGAACUAUUUCGGGGAUUGAAAUGUUUGGCUGUGCUAAUUCAGUCCUUCUGUUACGGACGUUCUCCGUAACGAGCCCGUGAUCUUCCUUCUCGACGGAACAGCGAGCAAUUCCCACGACAACCUCGCGGAAUUGAUCGAGAAUUUUGCUGGUUCGUGGACGUCUUCCACGCGACAGCAAAGAAACGAAAGUAAUUUACUUGUUGCACAAGAUAGGUUUAGGGAAAAUAUUUCAUUCAUAAAAUUAAUGUGUGGAUGAAAUACCCUAUUUUAUACUAAGGACCCUAGGGCGGU
Messenger RNA from Salvia splendens (bonfire salvia), 1316 nucleotides. RefSeq names its product F-box protein At3g07870-like. The transcript has a single exon. NCBI's taxonomy places the organism in Eukaryota, Viridiplantae, Streptophyta, Magnoliopsida, Lamiales, Lamiaceae. Gene Ontology annotation, molecular function: protein binding. The coding region runs from base 2 to 892 and encodes 296 amino acids. The record is from RefSeq and is a predicted model, not a curated record.